CUCGAUAAAGCGAAAGGGCAGAAUCAGUUUUGUAAUGCUCUACGUAGUUCAAAGAAAAAGAAGCAGGGCUCACUUUGCACUUGUGCCUGCAACUGUGGCAUUAGAGGUCGGUCGUCUUUCAUAGCGAAGCUCGUCGAAAAAUUUCUCGAGUAAGUGGUCCAAAUGGACGAACCUAUCCCUAGAUCCGUUUUCAUUUGGUUGAAACUCUUUAUGUUCUUUUUGUAGAUCGUGAUAAGUACCUUAUCUUUCAACCUUUGUGAAGAUCAUGCCGGCCAUGGGGCUGAAUGAAUCCGAGCGGCGGAAAGAUGGGAAGGCGGAAAUAGCUCGAAAGAUAGCUGCGGCCCGUAAUAGCGAGGGAUCCAACGACGGGGCGUCGCCGGUGUCUCCGUCAGCCGUCCUUCUUUCGAAGUUCGGUGUUUUUGUUGCGUGCCUUGUCGUCAUCGUGGCCGCCACGAGCUCAUGGCUCACUCUACAGUUUUCGGACCGAGGCGUCACACCAGCAAACAAAGCGAAGCACGAUAUACCCGUUCUCGCCAAGGGAGUGCACGCUGGUUUUUCUAGUGGUAGUACACCCAUGAGACACUUCUUAUUUUUUGUGAAUCAGGAUUCAUAAGCAAUUUUUUUACUUUAUACUUUUGUUGAGAACAACAACAAACACUGAUCCUCCUCGUGGAGAACGUCACUUAAGGCUUAUUGCUUGUGAUAUUGAUCUUUAUGUGCAGUAUCUAACUGUAAUCAAGAGAUUUGUUAUCCGUUAGUACCUCGUAAUAUAAUUCCCUUCGUCAUCCUAUUUAUGGAUUUUUUUUUGCACUAGAAGCGAAACGUAGUACGCAAUGGAUGCCGAGUAUCCCGAGCGUUUUACAGCCGGUCUUGCGCAUCGGCGCGUUAGCGGGAAUUAACGAGGUCAAGGGGUGUUACGAGCGCGCGUAUGAUAAGCCGUUUGCGAACUAUUGGAACGUGAACUCCUCGACAUUAAGCCACAGCCGAUUAUGGCCAUUGUUUCUCAAGCUCAGCAAUACGCGACGUCGUGCUGACGACGACGUAUCAUCCCACGUAAGUAAGUUCUUACUUGGAGCUGAUAUGUAAAUUUAGGAUCGCGAGCACGAUGAGGGGGCCACAUUGGAAUUGAGUAGUUAAGAGAAGGAACUAGAGUCCUUUUUUGUCUAACGUAAUCGCGGCAGGAAGAUUCAUCCGACGAGUACGAUUCUGACGGGGACGACGCUCCAUUGGACAGCUCUGAAGCUGGAAAAAAAAAAGCCGACACUGGUACGUCCAGCUCUUCGGCAACGAAGCUCUUCGCGCAUAACAGCGUAGGGAGUGAAGAUGGUUGGCAGCGAACGCAUGAGACGCUAAGGCUACUGGAGAAAUGAUUCUUGAGAAUGCAGUCUACAAACUCAUCUCGUUCGUGUUUAGGUGUGUACGAAGUGCCAUGUUUACUUUCAGACAGCAUAGGAUCAUAUGGCUAGUUCUUGUAGAUGUAACGACCUAAUACUAGCAGGGUGAAACGACAUGGCUCUUCUUCUUCUUCUUCUUCUUCUUCUUCUUCUUCUCCUUCUUCUUCUUCUUCUUCUUCUUCUUCUUCUUCUUCUUCUUCUUCUUCUUCUUCUUCUUCUUCUUCUUCUUCUUCUUCUUCUUCUUCUUCUUCUUCUUCUUCUUCUUCUUCUUCUUCUUCUUCUUCUUCUAAUUUGUGCGUUCAGUACAUUGUACUUGAUCGGACGACGCGCCAACGAUAUUUUGGUGCCGCCCAAUCAUCCGGAUGCCAAAGCGUGGCCCACGAGAGUUAACGUCGCCAACUAUUUUCGAUUCAUCCCUGUACUAGUGCGAGCGCUAGCGGCGUUUUUAGAUCAGAAGUGCGCAACUGCUGCGAAACAUAGGAAUAAAACUGUGGCUGGUGACUACGACGACCCUUGGCAGGAGAGAGUCUGCCGGCUUAACAUGGAGAGCGGGUUAGCGAGUUCGAAAUUCACUCCUUCCACCGAGGACACACCGGCGCAAAUGCUGUCAAUGCGCGAGAGGUUAGCAAAAUUUACUACAGAGACAGCGUUGUUAUUCGGCGAAGCGGCUGAGUUCGCUGAACUACACAUGGUCGAACCUGAAACAGCGAUACGAUUCUACACCUCCGAAAUCGUCCCCUGGUCGUCGCCACAGGAACCAUCGAGCGCAAAAGUACUGUGCCUCUCUUACUUUGUGUAUGCUCUGUUAAAGCUAAACUAGAUUCCGUUAUCGUACCAUACAUUCAAAUAGAAAUACAUUUUGAAAGGGUCGCUUUUCAACAACAAGCAACAGGUGUCCGCCUCAAGCGAUUCUGCGAAGAUUUAUUCUGAUGAAGCGGUAGGCGAGGUGUGGCCGAAGUAUGCAAUUCAGAUCUUACAUGCUGUUCGCGUUGCGGGAUUUGGUGAGUGGAAGGGGACGGAGCACUUUUUCAAUGACAAGAACGGUUUUCGACAAGCAAUGUGGAACUUCAUUCACAGCUUCGCGGCGUGGGGUGGGUAUCGGUACUCUUCCGGAAAGGCUAAUAAAUCGCAGUUUAGUGCCAUGUUCCCGUCACCACAGGGGCUAUUGAACUUCCUCGAUCAUUACGUCGAAUUCAUGCAUCCGUGUCCGAUAUGCCGCACGCGCUGGCGCGAGGAUGGCCCGGCCUUAUUCGGGACCAUUAAGUCCUUUGACGACUUGCGACUCGGCGCAUGGGUCCACCACAAUGAUGUGAAUCUUAGAAUACAGAAGGGAAUGUCAAACGCAAUCGAAGCCGAAGACGAAAGUACUACUUAUAGAUAUUCACUUGGAAUUGGGAGGCGGGGCCGCGUUAAGGGGAUGCUUCCUGCAGCCUCCUAGCUGUUCCGCAGCUUGUCCGUAGCUGUUCCGCAGGGUGCUCCUGGGGGGCUCGCAUGAGCGCGGGCAAGGCUCAGCGCACAACGCUCCUGCGCUGCUCCUGGCUGUUCCGUAGCUUGUUCCGCAGCUGUUCCGCGGAGUCUUCCGCAGAGUGUUCCGCAGCUGUCCCGCGGCUGCUCCGCAGAGGGUUCCGCGACUGUUCCGCAGAGUGCUCCGCGGUUGUUCCCUGGUGCGUUCUGCAGAGUAUUCGGCCACGGGGUGGCGGUUUUGCCCACAAUUGCAGGGGGAGCGUCUCUGCAGAGGAGAGGGGCGUGCUCUGGAGGCGCAGGGCAUAGACGUGCCGCCGAGAAUGAAUGCGGCGGCGGGUGUCGCUGUCGCACGCCGCUUGGUGUCUCGCCUGGGUGGAUACAGGAGGUCACUGCCGCGCCGCCGUACUUCCCCCUCCUCUCCCGCCGGCACCUCAACCUCUGCCCUCUCUCUCUCCAACCGUCUCCCGCCCUCUCCCUGCCUCCCCUUCCAUCUCCUCUUCCCUCGUUCUCUCUGCUCCCCUUCCCUUCGCUUCUCUCCUCCUCUCCCUCCAGAAAUAGCCUCCAGCAGCGCGCGCAGCGCGACGCCCGUAGUACUUACUUAUUAAUUUGGAAUGGGUUUAUUAGAAGUCCUAGCACAUGCGGCAUCAAAAACAUUUUCGGAUGACACAUCUUUUGAUUAGAAAAUGAAAGUAGCAGCCAGACAGCCUAUUAGUAUGGUCAUUGUAAAUUUUUGAGCUUAUGACAUCAACAACGUGCAUCCAUCAACAUGAUCAACAUGUACUUGUAUUUACCUAUGUAAAUGUCGCGGGAUACUCCCGACGAACACGGUGUAUGAUGGACGCGUCUUGCUCUUACGCCACACAGUUGAGACUCUCUUGUGACAGUUUCUUUCACGUACAGGUGUUCCGGGAGUCAUGGAAGUACGUGCGCUAUUUGCAUCCGACAAACGGUGGCCGAGUUGUGAUAUGUGCCCCUCGUGCUGGAAGAACGGAGUGUGCCGUGAACCACUGUUGUCAAAAGCGCCCACUUCAGAUCCAGACGAUGCUACGCCAACGGCGAAAGCUGACAAAAUCGACGGUAACGCUUUUCGCCAAGUUUUCGACCAGCAUCAAGUUUUGAGCUUCCUCGAAUCUACCUACAAGUGA
Molecule: messenger RNA, 4003 nt
Organism: Amoebophrya sp. A25
Lineage: Eukaryota; Dinophyceae; Syndiniales; Amoebophryaceae
Source: the annotation of a GenBank genome assembly